AUGUGUUCAUUAAUCCUCACUCCAAGAUUCCUACCGGUCUCCCCAACGUUGAUGUUGAGGGCAGGAUUGCUGUGGGUAAUUUUAGCCACAUUCCUAGGAUAUGUCUCAUGCUAUGGAGUGGAUUUUCUAUCGGCUGCCGAUUUCGUCGAAGCCGAUAAGCUUACAGCAGAAGAAGUGUAUGGUAAACACAUUCCUGUCGAAGUCGUCAACGAUUAUCGGUCUGAUAUCCGAGAACCACUUGGAGUUCGGAGGCGAUCAAAGCGGAAUGGUGUCUCACGGGUGGCGAAACUAUGGCCGAACGCCAGAAUCCCGUAUGCAAUCUCGCCACACUACACACCUCAUGAACGAGCUUUGCUAGCUCGUGCAGUGAAACAGUACCACGAAAAAACAUGCAUUCGGUUUGUGCCACGUUCAGGAGGAGAACCUGAUUAUCUGUUCAUCGGCAAAGUUGACGGGUGUUUCUCCGAAGUCGGGCGCACUUCCGGAGUACAAGUGUUGUCAUUGGACAACGGGUGCAUGGAAUACGCCACCAUAAUCCACGAAAUGAUGCAUGUUGUCGGGUUUUACCACGAGCACGAACGAUGGGAUCGCGACAAUUUCAUCGACAUUAUUUGGCAGAACAUUGAUCGAGGUGCUCUCGACCAGUUCGGCAAAGUUGACCUCAGCAAAACAUCGUACUAUGGUCAACCGUACGACUACAAAUCUAUAUUGCAUUAUGACAGCUUGGCAUUCAGCAAAAAUGGUUUUCCGACCAUGUUACCGAAACAGAAAUCAGCAACGAUUGGAAAUGCGAAAGACUUCAGUGAAGUAGAUCUUGCUAAAAUCAAUCGAAUGUACAAUUGUCCUGUGGAGAACAAAUUGCAGACAGCACCUUUUGCAAGAGCACAGCAUAUUCCCAUCUACUCGGCCAUCAACAAGUACGAUGAUCGACCUAAGCUCCCAUCACAGUAUUAUGAUGGAAUGCAGAGCUCGUACUCCAGCAACAAACCACAAAGAUGCGAAGAUAAAAUCACCGUGUGUUGGUGGACAGCAGAUCGAUGUCGAGCGCCAGCGAUCUACGCGAUGAUGACAUCCUUAUGUCCGAAGACGUGCGGGUUCUGCUAA
This is a messenger RNA of Necator americanus (New World hookworm), 1104 nucleotides long. RefSeq lists its product as uncharacterized. Gene Ontology annotation, biological process: proteolysis. The record is from RefSeq and is a predicted model, not a curated record. NCBI's taxonomy places the organism in Eukaryota, Metazoa, Nematoda, Chromadorea, Rhabditida, Ancylostomatidae. Gene Ontology annotation, molecular function: metalloendopeptidase activity; zinc ion binding. Bases 1 to 1104 code for a protein of 367 amino acids. The transcript has 12 exons.